GUCACCCUGGAACUUCUAUGUGGGCAUGCGUAGCUACAGCAUACACGUGAAGUGGACGGCAUGGCUGAAAAAACAGAGUUAACGUUGGACCAGGCGCAGGUAAAGAAAGCCGUUCAAGCCUUGCAGGCUUUCCUUAAAACCAAGGCUACUGGUGAGUCGUUGUUCCUGAACGAAACUCAUCAGAUCAGCCUGCUCUUUACCCUAUGGAAGAUACCCAAAGUGGCACAGACCAUCCGCAUACCCUUGCCCAAUGGCCAGCGUCCAGACACAGAGGAUAUCUGCCUCUUCACAAGAGAUGAGCCUAAGAUGACUUCAGAGCAGACACAGAGGUUUUACAAGAGGCUGCUGGAGGAGAAGGGUGUCAAAAACAUAUCUGAGAUUAUACCUUAUAAAGUACUGAAGACAGAAUACAAACCAUUUGAAGCCAAACGCCGCCUGCUUGGGAACUUUGACUUAUUCCUCUCUGAUGAUCGUAUCCGCCGCCUGCUGCCAUCACACAUUGGAAAACACUUCUAUGAAAGAAAAAAAGAGCCACUGUCUGUGAACCUGCAGAGUAAACAUCUGGCCAGAGACAUCCAGAGAAUAAUCCAAGGCACCACCUUGAAGAUUACCAACAAAGGCAGUUGCUGUAUGGCACGUGUUGCCCAUUCGGGCAUGACUGCAGAUGAGGUGACGGAAAACAUUGAAGCUGCGGUUCAGACUAUCGUGGCUAAAUUGCGAAUGAAAGGCCCAGUGGUGAAGCUGAUCCACUUAAAGAGCCAGACAUCAGUGGCACUGCCUAUCUACACCUCAGACCUGAACCAUCUCAGCAUGCUGCAGACUGCAGAAGAUAAGGGAGCCGCAAACAAAAAGACAAAGAAGAUCAAGAAAGAGAACAAAAAGCAAGCAGAUACUACAGCAGAGAUCAGGGAAGAGCUAAAGGAAAAGACGGAGGAAGAGGACGAAGAAGUCCCACAGCUGGUUCCCAUAGAAACACCCAGCAAAAAGCCUAAACUGGAGAAGCCAACCAAAAAGAAGCAGCUGCAGAAAGCAUCCAAACCUGCUGCAGCAAAGAAAAUAAAGGCUCAGAGCAAAGUGACAAAAAAGGCUGGAAAGAUGGAGUCCAAAGGGAAAAGAAAAGGACCUAAAGUGAAAUGAUUCUUCUUGGUGCUGGUUUGGAGUCUCGACGUGGACAUUUAACACAGCUCAGAGUGUGGUCUGUGUAUUUAGUCUGUUUUUGCUUUAUGAACCGUAUUAUAAAGUCUGAUAUGUAAAA
Molecule: messenger RNA, 1255 nt
Organism: Melanotaenia boesemani (Boeseman's rainbowfish)
Lineage: Eukaryota; Metazoa; Chordata; Actinopteri; Atheriniformes; Melanotaeniidae
Gene: rsl1d1
Product: ribosomal L1 domain containing 1
Exons: 9
Coding region: 61-1137 (358 amino acids)
Cellular component (GO): 90S preribosome
Source: RefSeq, a predicted model, not a curated record